AUGGCGAAAAAGAAAGGACGGCGCAAUAACGGCUCGAGUUCCUCUAGUUUCAACGCUAGAGCCAAGGCUCAGCGCGAAAAGGCGCACAGAGAGUUCUAUGACGACGACGAUUACUCGGACGACGAAUACUAUUACUGCCCUCAGCACAAUUGCUACCAUCAUCGCCACCAAUAUACCAACUAUGCGCCCCGACGUGAUGAUCAUGGGUUCCGUCCCCAAUCUGAAGAGCCCGAGCCUGAACCCGAGCCUGAACACGACCACAGCAAAGGCAUCCAUCUCUGCCCACAAUGCCAUGACAGGGCAGCGCAUCUGCUAGGUUUACUAGAGCUACAUGAUACCAAAUGGCUGGAUGACUGCCUUUUCGCCCUCAACUGGAGCAUAUAUGGUGGGCUCGUUUCUGCCGCUGUACUGUACCGUCCCUUCCAUUUGGCCCGCGACUCUGACGCGCAUUGGCUUAUACGGUGGCCCUGGAUCAUCAGCUGGCACUGCAUGGUGGUGUCCUUUCUUGUUGGCCUAAUAUUGAAAUCCUAUUUCAUCAAGCCGUUCAAGAGAAUCGUCUACGACAACAAACUCUCCAGAGCCCUUUCGGAUACCAUCGAACUUCGACACAAGCUCAGUACGCAGCUCGAUCAUUACAACGUUCGGAAGCUAUGCUGGGGCGUUCUUAGACUUUUUAUCCUUGGGACCACGCUCGCUGGAGCUGGCAUCAUAACUCUCGUGCUUGGUCGCUUUGGGACGGUACUUCAUGGCGUAUGGCAUCCCGUGAAAUAUAUCACCCUCCUUCCCUUACGCCUUUCCAAAUGGGUGCUUCGAGGCAUUGGUUCUCAUUCCAAAAGCGUUAUUCGUCUCGCCGAUCGUGUCGGUCGCAUGAUAGGCAGGAAUGCCACGAAAUCGGGAACACUCCUCCUCUCCUUUGCCAAACUUUACGGACGCACGCUUGCCGGGUUUUCCCGGUCUCUGGUCAUUUUUGCCAUGGACCUCGGCAAGUUGCUCCUUUUGACCGCCGUCGCCAUCGCGUCCAUCAUGGUAUUCGUACUUGUGUACAACGUGGUUCGAGGAACCUCGCUGAAAGGCCCAUCAGCCGGAGAUCCAGAUGCCGCCCACACGACCCGUGGAUUGCCCAAAAACGCCACCCCCCGAAGACCGUUAAACACACCUCUUCCCGCGUACGAGUCACUAAAUGGGGACAUGCCUACAGGCAAUCCUGAGAAGAAGACCAACUUGCGGCGCAAAAAGCAUAAGGAGGGCGUGGACGUAACGGCCUGA
Molecule: messenger RNA, 1266 nt
Organism: Peniophora sp. CBMAI 1063
Lineage: Eukaryota; Fungi; Basidiomycota; Agaricomycetes; Russulales; Peniophoraceae
Source: the annotation of a GenBank genome assembly